Molecule: messenger RNA, 3198 nt
Organism: Amblyraja radiata (thorny skate)
Lineage: Eukaryota; Metazoa; Chordata; Chondrichthyes; Rajiformes; Rajidae
Gene: pitpnm3
Product: PITPNM family member 3
Exons: 19
Coding region: 68-2911 (947 amino acids)
Biological process (GO): phospholipid transport
Cellular component (GO): cytoplasm
Molecular function (GO): phosphatidylcholine binding; metal ion binding; phosphatidylinositol transfer activity
Source: RefSeq, a predicted model, not a curated record
ACCUGGCGCCCUAGGUUGGCCGGGCAGAAGAGGAGAGAGACGAGGUUGCAGUUUCACCGGCCGUGAAAUGGACAAGGCGCCGGUCACAGCUGCCUCUUGUCGAUACGCCAACAUGCCGUGGCGGAUGCAGCAUCUCGUGCACGACUCCGGCGGCAGCUCAGACGAUGAAUUCUUCGAUGCGCAAGAUGAGGUGGCGGAAGGUAAACAUGCCCUUCUGCUAGGGUUGAGCACGUGGAACUCGAACGACCUGGUGGAACAGAUUGAGACCAUUGGAACAUUGGACGAUGGCCAAGGUGACAUGUACAGAGACUCUCUCAGGCGGCAGCGAUGUCCAACACAAGGUAGCAUGGAAGGACAAGAUGAUCCGGAGGAUAUGAGGAAGUGCAAGGUCCGUGUGCUGAUCCUGGUUCUUCACGGAGGGAACAUUCUGGAUACGGGCGGCGGAGACCCAGGCUCGAAGGCCGCGGACGUCAACACCUUCACUUCAGUUCUCGAGAAAGUAACCAGCGCCCAUUUUCCCGCUGCCCUCGGCCAUUUUCUCACCAAGUUGGUCCCCUGCCCUCCCAUCUGCUCCGAGGCCUACUCGCUGGUUUCUAACUUAAACCCGUACAGCUACGAUGAAGGUUGCCUGAGCAGCACCGAGGAACACAUCCCACUGUCGGCACUGCCCCUGCUGGCUAUCUCCUCGCCUCAGUAUCAGGAUGCAGUUGCCGCCGUGAUCAACCGCGCUAACCAGACUUACAACGAGUUUCUGAAGUCUGAAGAUGGGAUUGGAUUCAAUGGACAGGUCUGCUUAAUUGGUGACUGUGUUGGUGGAAUCCUGGCAUUUGAUGCCUUGUGCUACAGUUCCCAUGCAGCGGGCGAGAGUCAGAACAGCAGCAGGAGAGGCAGCAUCAGCAGCAUACAGGACAACACGCACUUAACCGAUGAGCCAGGGUCAGACCUGAGCUCUAGCAAGCGACUGAGUAAGAGCAACAUUGACAUCUCGGCAAUCGAAGCGAAGGAACCAAGGAAGCUAUUGCCGAGGAAACAGAGUGAUGCUUCCACCUAUGACUGUGAUUCCAUGAGCCAGCACCAUGGGUUUCUCUCAAGGAUUCACUCCGGUGCAUUAAUUGAUGACCCCGACGUACAGAAGAUGAACAGCACUAAUCUCCUGGAUGGAAACACAUGCCGAUUUGAUUUUGAUGUCUCUGAUUUCUUCCUCUUUGGAUCCCCACUGGCCUUGGUUUUAGCCAUGAGGUGGACAGUCCUUCCUUCUGUUGACGUGGCUCAGUUGCGACCGGCGUGUGCCCAGGUGUACAGCCUGUUCCAUUCCGCCGACCCCUCGGCCUCUCGCUUGGAACCUCUGCUGGAGAAGAAGUUCCACCUCCUGCCCCCGGUGCGUGUGCCGAGGUAUCAGCGAUACCCGCUGGGCGAUGGCAACUCCACACUACUAGCUGACCUGAUCCAGAGCCACCAGUCGGUCUUUCUGGAAAGUUCUAAUGCGCUGAUACCGCCCACCACGCUGCUGACUCAGCUGCAGCGAGAGAUUCGCAGGGGCAGUCAAACCAGCAUCUCCAGCGAGGUCUCAGGCUGCUCGGAGAACUUCCUUGCAGCCAACAUUGCCGGCAUCACGUCGAAGUGGUGGGGAACGAAGAGGAUAGACUACGCGCUCUAUUGUCCUGACGCCUUGACCGCGUUCCCUACCGUGGCUCUCCCACACCUCUUCCACGCCAGCUACUGGGAGUCGACGGACGUGUUGGCCUUUGUUCUACGUCAGGUGAUGCGGUUUGAAAGCGUGAACAUAAAGGAGAGCGACGGCAAGGACACGUCCGAGGGCAGUGAGUCGAGUCCGCGGGAGAAGUGGCUUCGCAGACGCACGCACGUGAAACUCAGGAAUGUAACGGCUAAUCACCGCGCCAACGACGUCAUUGUCGCUGAAGGUGGCCCUCAGUUGCUCAUUGGGAGGUUCAUGUAUGGCCCCCUCGACAUGGUCACCCUGACUGGAGAAAAGGUGGACAUUCUCCUCAUGACACAACCUCCUGCUGGGACGUGGGUGUACUUUGAUACCAAACUCACCAGCAACAGUGGCAGGGUCCUGUACACCAUACCAAAGGAGAAGGCACUUGGUGUUGGCGUUUACCCAGUGAAGAUGGUUGUAAGAGGUGACCAGACGCAUGCAGAGAGCCACCUGUCCGUGCUGCCGAAGGGGAUGGAGUGCGUGGUCUUCAGCAUCGACGGUUCUUUUGCUGCCAGUGUCUCCAUCAUGGGCAGUGACCCAAAGGUCAGAGCAGGAGCGGUGGAUGUGGUCAGGCACUGGCAGGAUCUGGGCUACCUCAUCAUCUACGUCACCGGGCGGCCUGACAUGCAGAAGCAGCGGGUGGUCUCCUGGCUGGGACAACAUAACUUCCCCCAGGGUAUGAUCACCUUCUCCGAGGGACUGGUCCACGACCCCUUGCGACAGAAAUCGAUCUUCCUGCGCAACCUUGUGCAAGAGUCCCACAUCAAAAUCGCUGCUGCAUACGGAUCGAUGAAGGAUAUUACAGUCUACAACGUCCUGGGCCUGACACCAAAUCAGAUCUACAUUGUCGGACGCCCUUCAAAAAAGUACCAGAAUCAAUGCCAGUUCCUGUCGGAAGGUUACGCGGCCCACCUGGCCCAGCUGGUGUUCGCCCACCGCUCUCGGACCAAGAAGAGCACGUCGCGCAUGAUCCUGCGCAAGGGCAGCUUCGGCCUGGUGGCCCAGCCCGACUACCUGCGCAAGCGCACGCACCUGCGGCGCACCAUGUCCGUGCAGCAGCCCGAGCCUCCGUCCUGCAGCCACAAGCCCGAGCGGGCGCAGAGCCAGCCCGAGUCCGACAAGGUGGAGCGCCACCCCCACAGCAUCGCCUGGGCGCGCAGUGGCGGCUCCAAGUCCGAGCCGGGCGUGUGAACGAGCAUCCACCACCAUCACCACCAGGCAGCCGAGACUCUCCCCCUCCCCCCCCCCCCCCCCACCCACAAACCUCACCCAGACUCCCAGCAGGAGAGGAAACGUGAAGCUUGACGAUCCGACUUGGAAACUAGGCCCCGGGCCUGGAAUCGUCCUCUCCUGCCCCAAACAACAGUAGAGGAGGCACCAGGCACCCCUUUAAAGCUGAUCUGCCACUAACCCCGUUGAAUCUAUACAGAUGGAGACGGUUCAACGGUUCUUCAUAGACAAUAGGUGCAGGAGUAGGC